AUGCAAUUUUGCUGCCUAAAACUCUCAAAAGUGAAAUCAAAUGGCAUGUUUUGUGUCUGCAGUAUGGUAUCUCGAUACUAAAAAAAAUGUAUAGAAUCAGAUGGUUUGACUGGCUGAUAUCGAAGUAUCGACUCGAAGAAUAUCGACCCGCCCAUCCUUAGUAAAAAGCUGCUAAUGCAGACGCCAUCGUUUCUGUUGAGCUAAAACCAGGAAGACUGAAAUAAGAGGUUCAAGGCAACCAGGGAUGGACUCCAGGUCAAGCAGACUUCCUUUUUGUUUGUCCAGCUCAAGGCCCUCGUACACAUCCAGCCCAUCAGUUUCCUCAUCGCUAGGCUCUAGUAGGUUGUACAGUAGGGAGACAGUGCUCAAUAAUGACCGCUUCCCCAGAGCAUCAUCACCUUACAAAGCAGACAUGGAUAGACAGAAUUCUCGACUCCUGAGCUCGUCAAGAGAUUACAGCAGUUCUGAAACUCGCUCCGCCAGCUGGAAGCUUCCUCCUUUGACACCCUCCAGCAGAUCUUACGACCGCCCAUGGGCUGAAUCAUCUCUCAGCAGCAGGAGCAAACUGACUGAUUCUGAAGGACGCGUGGGAAUCUGCUCAGGUUUGUUAAAUUCCACUGAUGAUGCUGAUUCCAAAAGGGCCAAAUUUUCAUGCAGAGACAGAGGUUUGUACUCAAGAACGGCCAGCACCUCCGUUACAGGAUCCGCUUAUUCCAGUAAUGGGUUCAGCAGUGGCAGAGGUGCCAUGGAAAAACAGGGUGACUCGUUUGAUUCAUCAUGGAGAUCGAGCCGUUUACUCUCACGGCCAUCAGCUGCUUCCCCAAAGCCCCUGUUGUCCAGGAGAGAACACGAGACAAAGAAUGAGCCCGGCCUCUCAAGUUUGGGAGAAAGACAAGUUAGGACUCCUGGAUUGGUUUCCGCUCUUUAUCAGACAGACAGGGUGAUGUCCACAUAUGCACAAGGAGCUCGCCCUAAAGAAACUACCUACUCUCCCUCCUCUUUUUCCUCUGCCGCCACUGCCAGAGAAAGCUCGCUGAAUCGUCACCUCACAUCUUCCACAUCUCAUCAGACUUCUCCUCUGACACGAGACUUCAGCUGCAGAACCACAUCCCGUUUCAUGAAUAGCUCAUCUACCCUCCACUCAUCUCAGGAGCAAACAGGAAACCGCAAAUCCUCUGAUAGCUCUUCUUCGUACUCCUCUCACACUCCCUGGUACAGCACCCCCAUUGCCACACCAGAGAGGACGCUCCCGAGGCCAGCUCCUGAAGUUGGAGGGCCAGAUGGUCGUAGUUCCACACGUCGCCUUUUGUCUCGUCUCUUUUCACGGCGGUCCAGCCAAGAUUCUUCCAGUGGCUCUUCCAGCGUUCUCUCCCUUGAUGAUGACAUGCCAUCAACUGGUGGCGAGUCCAUGGACAGCGACGAUGGAGCCAGGAUGUCUAGUGCAGAUGUUGAUGUUGGAGGGUCGGAGAGAACCUUGGGUAGCCUCAGGAAUCAUAGAGCAGACCUCUCACCUAUCCAGGAAAGACACAGCGAUGACAAUCGUAGUGGCCUCUCCCAGUCCAGAAUGGCGUCAUGGAGCGAGCCUGCCGUUAGUAGUAGUAAUAGCAACAGCAGUGGAGGAGGGAGAAGCUCUUCCUGGUUGUCUUCCUCCUUCCGUGGCCGCUGCCCUCCCCUCCUCUCUCGCCUCAGAAGACAUGCAAGGGAAGGGAGUACACACACUGCCUCUGGCUUAGAAGAGGGCUACAGCCAUCCACAGCACUUACUGAGAAGGUGGGAUGACCUUGAACACAAGGUAUCUCAAGAGGAUGAUGAGGAGGAGGAGGAGGAGGAAGAGGAGGAAGAAGAAGAUGAGGAGGAGGAAGGGGCAGUUGGUUUAGAGACUUUAGGUGCUGGUCAUGCUUGCACACUUGAGGAUGAAGUGUUACCUGAUCUCGAAGAUGCCUCUGUUACAUUCUCACCACGCCGCAGAGUUGGAGUAGUAGAAAAUAUUUCCAUUUCUAUGGGUCCGUUGGGGCGUGCUGGGAGCCAGCUGGAAGACCAUAAAGAGAAGACCAUUUCCAGCCGGGAUCAAGAGAAGCUGCGCAAGAUCAAAGAGAGACUGCUGCUGGAAGAUUCUGACGAGGAAGAGGGGGAUCUGUGCAGGAUCUGCCAGAUGGGGCAGGAGUCUUCUUCCAAUCCCCUGAUUCAGCCUUGCCGCUGCACAGGCAGUCUGCAGUAUGUCCAUCAGGAAUGCAUCAAGAGAUGGCUCCGCUCCAAAAUCGGCUCAGGGACAAACCUUGAGGCCAUCACAACAUGUGAACUCUGUAAGGAGAAGUUGCGUUUGAACAUCGACAACUUUGACAUUCAGGAGUUGUACAGGACACAUGUGCAAUCAGAAUAUGAUGAGUUCAUCAGCAGCGGCCUCUAUCUGGUGGUGCUGCUACAUUUCUGCGAGCAGAGGUUUUCAGAUGUCCUUGGAGCAGUCGAUUCAGCUGGGUUAUUCAACCUGGUGAGAAUUCUUCAUGAACACAUGGACAGUCUUGAAAUUUCCCACGAGGAAAGCGAUGAGGAGGCACAAGACAACCGACCGUCUGUUGACUUUUCCGACCUGGAUGACGAUCUUGAAGAGGAGUACUAGUCAUUUGAAUGUGUUGCAAGACUUUUCCAUGCCAUUUGGUAGCUCACUUAGUUUUUAGCACAUGCUUUGACAGUGUCAUUUUCAGUUUAAGUACAAUGGCAGUAAGAAAUGCCAGCUGCACAGAAAAUGUCUCACCUUUCUUGCAGGUGUCUUUUGCAAAUAUGCAAACUCAUAAUGAAUUGAUGUAUAAUGUAUUUUGGUUAAAACCACUUUAUUUCUGUUUCUCCGAGAGUGCACUUUAUUCAGUUUUAAAUAAAUAAAAAUGCAAGUUGUUUUUAAUGGUUCUACCACAAGUGCUUUAAUGGUUAAACGAGAAAGGUAACAGUGACAAGUAAUUUGUACUGAAGUUGUUAUGGAAAGACAGUGCUUUUGGGACAGAAUCUAUAAUAGUGAUUAUUCCCUUUGUCUGUUUUCCUCUGAAUUUCUUAUGUUUUUAAAAAUGACCACUUACCCUAAUGACAUUAUUUUGUCUCAUAAAUGCUUUAUGUAUGGAGAAGUCUAGUGUCAUGCUUUUAAGUUUGGGAAUAAAGAUCGACUUCAGACUGCC
Messenger RNA from Melanotaenia boesemani (Boeseman's rainbowfish), 3164 nucleotides. RefSeq names its product membrane-associated ring finger (C3HC4) 7 (gene marchf7). The coding region runs from base 245 to 2617 and encodes 790 amino acids. Gene Ontology annotation, molecular function: zinc ion binding. NCBI's taxonomy places the organism in Eukaryota, Metazoa, Chordata, Actinopteri, Atheriniformes, Melanotaeniidae. The transcript has 11 exons. The record is from RefSeq and is a predicted model, not a curated record.